This is a messenger RNA of Suillus bovinus, 1159 nucleotides long. RefSeq lists its product as uncharacterized. NCBI's taxonomy places the organism in Eukaryota, Fungi, Basidiomycota, Agaricomycetes, Boletales, Suillaceae. The record is from RefSeq and is a predicted model, not a curated record. The transcript is spliced from 20 exons. Bases 172 to 1011 code for a protein of 279 amino acids.
GGACGAACUCAUAAGUGUAUGAUGAACCUUCUGCCAGUUGGUACCAGCGCUGUUCGGUUUGGGCUCCAAAUCGGUCACUUGGUUACUGGGUUCGUUAGAACACUGCUAGUCACUUACGGUACAGCCUAGCGCCACCAUUUACAGAAAAGCUCACGAGCGAUGCCGUGAACGAUGAUAAAGGCAUAUAAAGGCAGACUGGUAAGCCUAUUGCAGAUGCGGCAGCCAGCUACAGCGCUCUACGGGACAGCUUUCGGACAGUAUCUCUUCUACUUGCGAUCUUUUCCGCACGAUUCACGAAAACUCAAAUUGUUUAUAACAAUGGCCUUUUGUUUGGAAACAAUUCACGAAUACUCAUUGUCAGGGAUAUACUGGUCUAUCCUUAUUUCGUGCCGUCGUAGCAUGUCCCUCGAGUGCACCUCUCAACUUCUGUGGUGGCAGGUACUGCUCGCCGUACUUACGGCAUAUUGUAUUAUUUUCGCCGUUCAGUGUUUUUAUGUAUGCAGGGUGUGGAUCAUCACAGCACAAAAUCGCUGGAUAACAGGCAUUAUUUGUGGACUCGCCACUGUAUCAUUCGUGUGUGGCAUGAUCCUAAGUGGUUUAAUAUUCAACACGCGAAAGCCUGAUGAUCUAUUCUAUACGAAGUGGUCGCAAUUAGCGGCCUUUACCAGUGCAUUAUGCGAUGCUGUCACUACAGGGACAGUCUGGUGGUUUUUGCGACCGGCACGAACAGACAACAUUCGUUCGAGGUCGAGGAGUUAUCUCAAUGAAUUGUUGCGUGUUUUUAUUCAAAUGGGAUUGUUUUCCUUUCUUGUGGCGACUACCCUAGCUGUGCUCUAUCAGUUCCAGGAGGGUCUUAUUGGCCGAUUUUAUUCCGCUGCACCUGGUGCGGUGAUAGGAAACUCCUAUAUGAACUCAAUGCUCGCAGUGCUCAAUGCCAGGAAGUCCGUCCGCGAACGGGAACAACUUUCACGCAACAAUUCGGAGCUUCCCACGAUACCUACAAUACAUUGAUUUGUUUUUCAAUUCUGCUGGUACUGGACGUAUGUUCUUUGGUCAGCAUAUGUCAUAUGGGGGCCGUGCCAUCUAUCCUAGCUUUAAUCGUUAAUAGUAAUCGGCGCUGCAUUCACGGACUACGAGCAUGUCGUCGCGUACAGAGAAU